Spodoptera frugiperda (fall armyworm) is the source of this 10362-nucleotide messenger RNA. It is a transcript of the gene pcx, whose product is annotated as pecanex-like protein 1. Gene Ontology annotation, biological process: endoplasmic reticulum organization. NCBI's taxonomy places the organism in Eukaryota, Metazoa, Arthropoda, Insecta, Lepidoptera, Noctuidae. The coding region runs from base 356 to 8905 and encodes 2849 amino acids. The transcript has 27 exons. Gene Ontology annotation, cellular component: membrane; endoplasmic reticulum. The record is from RefSeq and is a predicted model, not a curated record.
GGCAGCCCAGACGUUAGCUGUCAAUGAGUCUCCAGUUGAAAGUGUUGUUUCGCAGAUUUCAUCCAAUGUAUCUUAGCUCAAAUAUAUUAAUUUGUUUGUCCAUAUUUUGAUUAGACUAGUCGUAUUGCUAUUUACAAAUGUUUAUAAGAGUAAGGACUCGCUGCUGAUGUAGGAGGACGCGUGUAUUCAGCAAACAAUCAAUGUCUAUAAAGUCCAUUUUCGCGUGGAAUCUUUCUUUCAAAAUGGCAGUGGUAUUAACAAUUUGCAGAUGUGAAAAAUGAUUUCGUGUGUUAUAAACAGUGUCGGUGUGGGUGGAUAGUGAAUUAAACACGGAAAUGUGGACAUAAAGUGUAAGAUGGGUUCGCAGACACUAGAGAUAUUACGCCAAGGUGUUUGGGCAUCGUUAACUGGGGGAUGGUUUUAUGAUCCUCAUCAGAAUUUGUUUUGCAACACUGUGCAUUUAUAUGUGUGGUUGUUCCUGCUAUGUUUGCCGUUUUCUAUCUACCUGUACUUCCCGCCAGCGAGUCUCGGUUGGAUCAUAUACUGCGCGCUGGUGGCGGUGCUGUUCGCCGGCCUGAAGCUGCUGAACCACGGCCUGCACCACAUGUACGACACCACCGAGUGCAUCAUCGUGCAGCCGCCCAGCGAUCCCAACGCCACUGAGAACACUGCUCCUGACGAAGGCAUGGAGAUGCAAAUGUUGAAAUUGGGCGGAGCGCCGGCGACGGGGAGUGACAACGAGUCAGUCACUUCCCUUGAGUACCACAAACCUAAUAACAGCACGAUAGAUUUAAAAGUAGAUGUCCACCGAAAGAACAGUUCGGAGUCCAGCAUGGAAGACAGCGCCAUGUCUGCCAAGCAGACGGAGGCUGUGGCCGCCACCAAGUCGGACCUGUGCGUGGCGCAGGCCGCCGACAUGCCCGGCCCUUCCAAAACCCGUCCAGCUACCAGGAGCCGAUCUAAGUCCGGCCACAGGAGGGAACGAACCUCCAAGAGGAGGACACACGGUACUCGCAUCGACGAACUGAUAGGUGAAGCUUCUAGAAGUAACAGAGUCGAGAACAACUUGCCCGUUCAUAUGCUAGUCGACGAAGGCCCCUUCGCCAAAGUCAGUAGGCGUUACCACGAGUGCCCGCACCGGCGUGGCUCAAGCAACAAAGACUUUUUCAAAGAGUGGCUGUAUCUCGACGGUAGUGAGGCUGCCGGGGAACCAUAUCAGUCUAAGUUUGCCCGACAACUCAGCUCCGACUCAAGAGAUAAUUCAGAGCCUAGCGUUGGUCCGCCGUCUCCUAAGAAGAGGACGGCGCACCGCCGGAGAUACGCCAACUACCCAGAUGAAAGUUGCACCAAGUCCGCCAUGGCGCUGGCAACGCAGCAGUCGUCCAACAUGCGCAGGAACUCCAACUCCACGAUGUCCACAAUUCAGCUCCCACUUUUAAAUUCGACCGCACAACUUGUAUCGCAUAUGAGGAGGCACUCCAACAAUGCUGAUACUGGAUUCUUCGCCAGUGUAGAACUUGGCGAAUACAUGAUGGUGAAAGCCGAAGCCCCAGCAGGCGAAACAGAAAAGAGUAAAGGAAAGAGUUCAGGUUUCAGAAGAAUUAAAAGCGCCGCAUUAGAAAUCGGGUGUCCACCUCCGAGCGUUUCGAACUUAUCCCCCCAUCCAAACAGUGCAGAAACCAUCGGGGGUCAGAUGCUAAAGAACCCUAAAAGCGCAGUUAUUCCACCUCCUAGUAAAAGCUUAACUCGCGGUCCACAUUUAAAUCUGUACCCAAAGAACGAAUCGGGAGAAGGAUGUAGCUAUCCAUAUCUAACGUACGGUUCCGAAAUUGUGUACCCGAUCGCAGAAAUAUCUGACGAAAUGCAAACAUCUCAGAAAGAAACCGACCUAGACUCGAGCGGAGAGAGCUACAGUGAUUACGAUGACGAGAAGCAGUUCCGGGGCUUCGACUGGGACGCCGAGCAGUCGCCAGCGAUGCGCUCCAGUGACUCUGAUUAUGAAAACAACGGAUCCAGGUCGCCGUUGCUUGACAGGCCCUCAGACGUGCGAGUGGUGCGGAGUAAAACUCACGGGGACAGCAAGAAGCACUGCUGCGAGCGACACACAAACAAACACAGCUUAGACUGUCCCAAUGACAAAAGUAAACCAGUAAGACUGAAAAAGCUUCCCAAACACGAGCCACAGUACGAAGCUAAACGUUCCGACAGAGCAGCACCUCCGUGCUGCGAAUGUAAAACCACCAUCAACACUAACGUUGACUACUUUGAGAAGGCCAGCGCUAGUUCCAAAGACUUAUUAAUAGAAAAAUCCAGUUUGGAGUCCAAUGAGGCGCAAGAACAACCCGAGAAACAGCCAGAAGACAAAAAAGUCGCCGAAAAGAAACCGUGGGACCACAAUAUCUGUAAUUCUAGCAGUAGUAGCGAUACUUACGUAGAGGGAGUUGCGAAAAUAUUUAAACCAGAAAAGAUCACUGCUCCCGAAACUGAGGAGUCGCAACUAACAUGUGACAGCAGCCGCAGUGCUGACGAACGGAGUGUGUACAGCCUGGACUGGCUCUUCGAGGAGUCCGACCUGGCCGCCGGCUGCAGCAAGGACGCAGGCGCCUGCGCGCUCUCUGAAGAUGUACUGAAUCAAAAGCUAGCCAACGCCCUGGGCGAAUCAUCUUCCAACGUUCCAAAAAACUUGGGAGCUAUACCAAAGCAGAUAAAAAACUUAGCGCGUUCACGAGCUUCCUCGCAGAAGGAGAACAAGAAGAGAGAUUCUAAAAAAGAAAAAGAUGAGAAUCAGAAUGAAGAGGUUUCCUUCGACGCGGUGGAGGCUCAGGCUGCUUUGGUACAAGGGUUGGAGUGCUUGUUCGCGGCGACCAACGCCAACACCGUGGUGAUGCCGCCCACCAACCGGGACGAGCGCCAGCGCAGCCACAGGCAGAGCAUUCGGGGCGAGAGAGAGAAUUCGCACAAAACUAGAAAACGUUCCAUUGAAGAAGUAGCACAAACUUCCACCAACACGCUUCUUCCCACUUCCAUGCCUCUACUGGCGGCCUUCCUCAACUCCAGGGUGGACUUCGGGCCUUGCUGUGCCCCGGCUCACGCCGCCGCCACCGCCGAGCCAGCUCCGCCGCAGAACGCGCAGGCGGCGGAGGAAGCUCCGCGGUUUAGGCCGCUGAUGGACAGAAACCAUAGAAACCGAAUUAGAAAAAUUAAACGUUCUACUCGACAGCGAAAUAAUCCUUCUCAUCAGAACAAUGCAAAUAAAAGAAACAAGCAGCCAGCUGCGGACAGCUCCAGCAACUCCAACAAUGUCCACUUCGCGACGUCAUUCGACGACACCACGGACGGGGCGAUACACUGCUUCAUGGACGAGUACGGCAACUGGAUGUCGUACACCUUUGACAAGAACAGUUCCGGUCGUGCACAAGCGCAACCAAUUCCUUUACCGGAGAAGGAAGAUGGGAUGCGAAUUAACAGGGUCAAACCUAUCGAUAACCCCGACAACUCACAAGAAACUGCCGGCGAAGGCAGCUGUGGCUCUCUAGAAUCCGAAGCUGGCAACAGUGAGAGUAUACCUAAAACUAAACGCGGAGACAGCAUCGACCAAAGUUCGUCCAACCAGGGCAGCAACAACCCGCUCCUGUCGAGCAACAACAACGUGUCGGCCGUGGUGCCCAUCAACACCAAUAACGCCAACAAGCGGUUCUACGUGUUCGACGGAGGGACCGGAGCACACGCGGACCAGCCGCGGUCCCCCGUGGCCUACGUCACCGACAGCUUGCUGGAACAAAUAGAGGCUGAGAGACAAUCGCGCAUGGGUCUACCGAGCAUGCAUAUAAACUUCCUCAUGAACCAGCAGAGGGCACAACAGAUGGCUCAGCAACAAGCUGAGAACACGUACGCCAAUAUACCGAGCCUGAUGCCCUCGAUAGGCGAGGAGAGCGUAGAAAUAAACCUUAGGAGUAAAUUCUCAAAAUUAAUUGACGAAAUGGAGAAGGCGAAUCAGCCGAAACCAAAGAGUUAUUACAAGUUUAAACUUUCAAAAUGUUUCGAAUUGAAGGUGACCAUGGACAGGCUGCAACUGAUGGCGUUGUUUGAUAGGAACUUGACGUUCAAGGAAACCUUCGUCACAAUAUUCCUGGCCGUAAUGGUGGCCGUGCUGGGUUCCAUGGUGUUGAACCUCGGCUUCUACAGGGACAUAUACGCGUUUUGGUUUUGUUUCAUCAUGGCGGGCAGUCAGUACUCGCUACUCAAAAGUGUCCAGCCGGACUCCGCGUCACCAGUACAUGGCUUCAACAAGAUGGUGGUGUUCUCUCGUCCGGUCUACUUUUGCAUAUGCACGGCACUCUUGUGCGGGGUGCACAGUUACUUAGAGCAAACAGCGCCCUUUACAGACGAGGACCACACGAGACGAAAACGAAGUGUAGACGUAACAAAACCUAUCACGAUAUACGGAUUCGAGAUGAAUGAACGAGAUUUUUUACUCAUCAUUCAAGAGAUACUAUCAAAGUUCCUGUUAUUUUUUCCUUUGGCGUUCAGCUUGGGGUUGUUCCCCCAAGUGAAUACCUUCCUCAUGUACUUCUUGGAGCAGAUAGACAUGCACGUCUUCGGUGGCAACGCGACGAGCAGCCUGAGCGCGGCCGUGUACUGCGUGGUGCGGUCCGUGGCCGCCAUCGGGGUGCUGUACGGGUUCGCGUACAGCGGGCUCGUCGAGGGGAAGAAGUCGCAGCACCAGAAGCACAACAUACUGUUCUCAAUAUUCUGCGGCCUCUUGGUGCCCAUCGCGUACCACUUGAGCCGCAGUGCGAGCGACUACACGCUCAUCUGGAACUUGAUAAAGAAACACUUGUUGCCGCCGGAGUUGUACGUGAUACACACUCCGGAAUGUUCGCCGGAGACUGACAAGUCGGACCCUAACACGCUGACUGAAGACAAAAAGAACAAUUCAGAGAGUAACAUAUCGAAACAGAAUUCUAUAGGAAGUUCAGCUUCUAAGAUCAACUUUAGUUCGGAGACGAAUAUUGCCAAGCAGAAGAGGUCUCAAACGUCGAGCGUUAGUUCGUUGAAGAUGGACCCUCGCGGAGGGGACACGAUGAACUCGACGAACUCGCUGAAGGGGGACGUGCCUACAGAAGACGACAAGACCCAGGAUGCGAGUACUACGAAUGUGAAGGCGGACUCGGAGAAGCCGGACGAGGACAUGGAGGACCCGCUGCCGAAGAAGCUGCAGGCGACGGUGAACGCGCGGCUCAAGAACGACGUCAUCGUGUGCACGUUCCUCGGCCUGUUCGUGUUCGGGCUGCACUGCACCACCGUCUUCACCACGCUCCGACCACAACUUAAUACCGUGCUAUGGAUAAUAGCGGGGUGCCUGGGCUGGGCGCUGCACUACGUGGUCCCGCAGCUGCGCAAGCAACAGCCGUGGCUGUGCCUGGCCGGGCCCGUGCUCAAGCAACACGAGCACGCACAGUUCGAGGUCACCGAGCCCGCACGACUCAUGUGCUUCGAGAAGAUGUUCGUGUACCUGAGCUUCCUGGAGCGCAACGUGUUGUACCCGGCCGUGGUGGUGGCGGCGACGUCGCAGGACGCGCCCGCCAUCGCCACCAAGUACGGGGACGCCGUCGGGGCGCUCAUCAUAUGCGUCUGCGCACUCAAGUGCCUAAGAAACGCGUAUUCAGAGCCAGAGUCCCAGUACCUGAUCCUGGUGUUCGCAGUGCUCCUCUUCCAGCGAGACCUGAGCAGCCGCAAGAUAUCCGAGACCUUCCUCGUGGACUACUUCAUCACUGCCAUCAUCUUCAGUAAGGUCUACGAGUUCCUGCUUAAAGUGCAAUUCGUGGUGACAUACAUCGCGCCGUGGCAGAUCACGUGGGGGAGCGCGUUCCAUGCGUUCGCGCAACCAUUCUCCGUGCCCCACUCCGCCAUGUUGUUCCUCCAGGCCGCCGUGUCCGCUCUGCUCUCCUCGCCCCUCACCCCCGCACUCGGUAGUGCAAUAUUCAUGACAUCGUACGUGCGGCCCGUGAAGUUCUGGGAGCGCGACUACAACACGAAGCGAGUGGACCAGAGCAAUACUCGGCUCUCUUCUCAACUCGAGCGGAACUUGGGAGCUGACGAUAACAACCUCAAUUCAAUAUUCUACGAGCACCUGACGCGGUCGCUGCAGCACUACCUGUGCGGGGACCUCAUGCUCGGCCGGUGGGGACAGGUCCAGCAGGGAGACUGCUUCGUAUUAGCAUCAGACUACCUAAACUGCCUAGUCCACAUUGUGGAGAUGGGCAACGGGCUGGUGUCCUUCCAGCUGAGAGGGCUAGAGUUCAGAGGGACCUACUGCCAACAGAGAGAGGUUGAGGCCAUCUCCGAAGGCCCCGAGGAGAGCAGCGAGGGGGUAUGCGGCGGGGCGUGGUGGUGCGGGGGGCGCGCGCUGUCGCUGGGCGCGAUGUGGGCGCUGCGUUGGUUGGCGUGGCAGCUGGUGGCGGCGCGGUACGUGCUGGAGGGCUACUCCGUCUCCGACAACUCCGCCGUCUCCAUGCUGCAAGUCUUCGAGUUCCGGAAGGUGCUGCUCACUUAUUACGUCAAGAGCAUAAUCUACUACACGAUCCAGUCAGCUAAGUUAGAGGAGUGGUUGUCCUCUCCCAUGAUAGCGGAGGCGUUGAAGCCAAUGAACGAGAGGAACUUUGUGGACCUGGACCCCAUAUUCAACGUCAACCUGGACGAAGACUACGACUUCAGAGCUUCUGGUAUUACCAGGAGUCGUUUCUGUGCCGUGUACGGCGAGUGGAUCGCGUACUGCGGGGCGCGGCGCGGCGCGGGCUGGCGGCGGCGCGGGGGCGCGGCGGGCGGCGGGGGCGCGGGGCCGGGCGCCGCGCUCACCACGCUGUGCUUCGCGCUCAGCCUGCUCGGCCGCCGGGCGCUCGCCGCCGCGCAGCAUCUCUCCGCCUCCAGCGUGGAGUUCUUCCUGUACGGGCUGCACUCGCUGUUCAAGGGCGACUUCCGCAUCACGUGCGCGCGCGACGAGUGGGUGUUCACCGACAUGUCGCUGCUGCACUCCGUGCUGGCGCCCGCCAUACGGAUGGCGCUCAAACUGCACCAGGACCACUUCAUGUUCCCCGAGGAGUAUUGCAGCAGCUCGGCGCUGUACUGCGCCAUCGCGUCCCACUCGCAGCGCCUCGUCAUCUGCCACGAGGCCGCGCCCGCCUGGCGGUACAACGUGCUGCGGGGCGCGCCGCAUCUACUGGCACUCAGACACGUGAUGGACGAGGGCAACGACGACUACAAGAUAAUAAUGCUGAACAAGCGGCACCUGGGCUUCCGCGUCAUCAAGCUGAACCGCGAGUGCGUGCGCGGGCUCUGGGCCGGCCAGCAACAGGAGCUGGUGUACCUCCGGAACAGGAACCCUGAACGAGGGUCCAUACAGAACGCUAAACAGGCGCUCCGCAACAUAAUAAACUCGUCGUGCGACCAGCCCAUCGGCUACCCCAUCUACGUGUCCCCGCUGACGACGUCGUACGCCGACACGUCCCCGCAGCUGUGCGAGCUACUCGGCGGCCCGCUCACCGUCUCCGCCAUACGGCAGCGACUCGCCGCCGCAUGGAGACGGAUCCGGCGUCGUUGCGGCGAGGGUUGUUCGUCGGGCGGUGCGGGCGGCGCAGGCGGCGCGUGCGACGCGGCCGCGGCCGAGGCGGGCGCCGCGCGGGGGACCACGCCCCGGCACAACGCGCUGCAUCUCUCCAGGACCUCGCUCGCGGGCACGCGCGGUAGCCUGGCGAGCGCGGGCAAGCCGACGUCGUCGACGCUGGCGUCGCUGGCCGGACUACUGCGGGACCACGCGCACGACCGCCCGCAGGACCGACCGCACGACGACGCAGGACUAGAUAUAUUGAAGAUAUAUAACUCAGCGAGUGGCGUGGCGGGCGUGGCCGGCGCCGGGGUCGCGGCCGGGGGCGCGGGGGCGGAGCCCGGGGGGCGCGGCCUAAGGGACACCGCGCGGCGGGAGCGGGGGCGCGCCAGGACGCCCGGCAAGGACUCCGCCAGGCAGAGCGGGGCCCGCAUGCGUCGCGCGGCGCCGGCGUCGUUCCGCCUGCUGGGCGCCACGGACGGGGCGCGGCUCGAGCCCGCCUGCUCCUCGCAGCCCAACGACGACACGCAGAGUGCGGCGGGCAGUAACUGGGAGUGUGCGUGGCGAGACCAACCGAGGCGGGCCGCCAGCGCUAAGGUAUCCAGCAGUAGAGGCGGUCCGAGCGCGGAGUCAUCCCUGGAGGACCUGACGCUGACCCCCACGGGCCUGGACCUGUCGCUGCCCGACUGCAAGAUCAUCGCCAACAGGAACGCCAGGCAAGACAGAGACUUUAAAAGGUACUACGUCAAUGAAAUGACGCCGAAAGACUUAUCGAAGCUUAGUAAAGAGAUUCGCCACGAACGAGAAAGCUAUAGAGAGCUAACAGGCCGCUACAUAGAGAAACCUGAAGCUAUUCCAUUAAAGGAGACCCACUACUCAGACUUAUCAAACAAAGAAUCGAUACUGAAGAAAGAAGCUAAAAAGGAGCCUAAAGCCAAAGAGAUAAAGACUAAAAUCAAGCGGUCGGACUCUGGGCGCAGCUCGCUGAAGGCCAACGUGAGCGUGGGCAGCAAGGUGCUGAUCGUGGAGCCGCUGGGCGUGUACGACUGCAUCAACCUCGGACGACGCAUUGAUGUGCUCUGGCCCAGCGACGCGCAUCGGGACCGCGGGGGGCGCAACUACUGGGGGGCUUGGGUGCCGCUCGCGGGGAUGGACGGACUCGUGGUACACAAAUGGACUCCGAACCACAGAGACCCCAAGUUACGUUCCCACGUCGACAAGAGCAUACUCCUCAUACAAAUCGAUGACAAGUUCGUGCCCAUAGCGGAAAACUGCGUCCAAGACCUCGGCGACGAAGUCUGAACCUUACCCCCAAGGACACAAGGUCGAAAUCACAUCAAACAACACGUAUGAACUCUUCACUCUAUUUUAUAACAAGUCUGAACCUUAUCUGUAUAACAAUAAGGUCGAUAAUACCUUCUUUAUAGGAAUCUUUGACGAUAGAAACUUUGUUUAGAUAAAUUGCAUGAGUCCUGACAGUCGGGACGCUUGCACGAUCUCGGUGUUGAAUUAUGAACCUUAUAUGUACAGUAGUAAGGUGUGUUAUGCUUAUUUUUAAUUAACGCAACUGAUGCAGUUCCUUUUAAAGCCUUGUAGCAUAAAUAAUGGCCUAAGGAAUUAAUUUAAAUCAUAAUACAUGACGAAUCCUUUUGUAUCUAUUAAAAAAAUGUUACUAAAGGAUGGUUCGAAUCUUAUGUUUUGCUUUAUAUAGAAUCUACAAUGGUGAUCUUAUGCAACACUUAUGAAUUAUAUAUCUAUACAUAUAAAUAAAUAAAUAUGCACACAUUGACAAGCUAACCAUGUUAAAUAUGAUUAUAAUUUACUCUGUAAGUCAUUAAUUCUGCUACAAGGUUAAACUAAUAUUACGGUGUUAUCGUUUUAAAGGUGAUAGACAGGAAUAUAGGACCAGCAUACGUAGUUAUAGUAUCCAGUAUAAGAUGCUUCUCUAAUUAGGAGCCAUCCAUAAAUUACGUCACACAAUUUUCAUGAUUUUUGAUCCCCCUCCCCCGUCCUUGUCACAAUUGGUCACAUUUGUGAGACCUCCCUCUCCCAGAGUGACGUCACAUUUAGCGAGACCUCCCUCUCCUAGUGUGACGUCACAUUUUAUAAUUUUACACCUAGAACUUUUUGAGUUUUCCGAUAAUAGUUCCAAGUUUGUGUUUUAACAGUUAGAUUAUAAUAAUUAAAAUGUGACGUCACGAAAUUUAAGACCCCUCCCACCCCCUUGUCACAUAAAGUCACACUUCGUCGACCUCCUCCCCCCUUUUAACGUGUGACGUAAUUAAUGGAUGGCCCCUAACAUGUGAGGUCAACUUAAACUGGUUAUUAUAGUCCCUAUGUUGGUCCACUCUUUAUUAUGAGAGUCACAAAACAUAGAUAUAUAAAGAUCUUAUGACAACUAUGAAUAAGUUUAAAUGGAAUACAAAACAAUGGAUUUUCAACCUUUACCUCUUAAUGUUAAAGUUCAGUGUCCUAUGAACAUUUUGUUUUGUAACAGUUGGUGUUAUUCUCAGUCUUAUAUCGUAGGGAAUAAGGUUGGUAAUACAAGAACAGUUCAUAGGGUUUGAAGUAUGAAGCUAGCUAAAUUGUCUACCAUUAUAAUAUAAUACAAUUAUAGACCAAUAUUUAGGUGCAAAUAUCCACUAAAUGAAACUAACAUAAUAUGAAUACAUCCAUCUCUUUCUAUGACAAGGAGCUAGAAAGAGAUAGAACAUGUUCAAUUGUGUUUUUUAUUUAGUGAGUAUUUCGUGUGAAAUGAU